Caenorhabditis auriculariae is the source of this 5366-nucleotide messenger RNA. The record is from the annotation of a GenBank genome assembly. NCBI's taxonomy places the organism in Eukaryota, Metazoa, Nematoda, Chromadorea, Rhabditida, Rhabditidae.
AUGUUGAAAUCGAGCAGAUUGGACUCGCACGAGUCUUGCUCAGCUCGGGGCUUGCAGCUUGACCUAAAAUCUUGGUGGAAGAACCAGCGACGGUUCGCAAAGUCGAAAACAAAAAAAAAACAGAUUGAAAUUCCAUUGGCAAAAAAGAAAGUUGGAAUGAUCGAAAAGUCCGUGCAAUAUUUAUCGUUCGAACCAAUAACUUGAGGAAUGUAAGAAAUCAGCUCAAGCAGCCGAAACAUUAUUUGUUUCACUUUCACAAUACAAUAUGCUUUUCAACCUAUAUGCAAGCCCAUACUUAGAAUACUGCUGACAAAGUUUUUGCCUGUCUAUCAACCCACAUCUUUCUUUCAUUCUAGAGAAAAUUUAUCGAACCUUUACAAGAGAAAUAUUCAUUAGAAGAAACGCUAGUUUUUUGUGAUACUUAGACCGUCUGGAGAUUCUUAACCUUGUACAUGUUUUCCGUAAGAGAACAAUCACGGCUUUGCUCACACUUCGAAAAAUUGUCCUGGGCAUAUACCAUUUUCCAAGCGUAGAAAAAAACUUCAGAAGAACUCAUUCGCCUCGAAAGUCUCUUCGGCUUGUUCAGACGGAUUCUCAUUUUUCGAACUUUUUUAGCUCGGUCAUUCCAAUUUGGAAUCGGCUCUGCUCUAGAUAUGAUCACAACAUUUCGCCAACCAGCUUUAGAAGGAUCCUCGACUCGCUUUCGAGGAUCGCGAACGUGCCGGCCAGACCCUAGGGAAAUUUUUUCACAAUCACUUAAAUUUACGCGUAUAAUCAUUCCCGGUAUCUGCACUCGUUGGGGUGCUGAAAAAUCGGGUUUAUUUAUUUCAAUUCACCUCAGUUUUGUGUCCAUCACAUCACUUGUCCUGAUUUUUCACUGACGAUAUUUUUGUGAAUGAAAUAAAUCAUUAUUAUUAAACGCUAAAUAAUGAGCUCGAGUUCUCUUUGAAGGUUUUCAAACAAUUUGGAUCUGAUUUUUUUUUAUUACGGCAUGAUUUUGAAAUUUUACAAAGGACUUGGGGUGAGCAACAUGCCUUCGAGAAAGUCGGCGAUUUUAUUUUUAAAUAAUUUUUUAAAGUUUGUUAAAGACUAAAAAAAGUUUUCCAGCAACCGUCGAGAUGAGACUCCUCGUUUAUGUCACAUGAACAAUGUGCAUUGCAAAGCCCAGAACGUCCAUCGAAAAGGAUGACGUCAAGAGUUUGGGCGUAUCUAAUGAUUCGAACCGGUGACUGCAUUGAUAAGCUCAUCAAAAGAUAAUUUAUGAGCUGAUAAGCCUUUUGAGAGCUUCUCAUAGUGCGGCCAACAUGCGACUCUUUCUUUUUGGACUACUGUAGGUCUAUAACUUCAUUCUUUGUGAACUGUGACAUAUUUUAGAGUUCUUCUCCCCAGGGAGGUGCAAUCACAAAGUUCUAUGUCAACAAUAAGUGAGUUUUUUCUGCAAUUUUUGAGAAAUGCUUCCAAUUAUCCUUUUUUGAAAAGAAAAUAAAUUAAAGUUUUUUCAAUUAUCUGAAAUCUGAGAAAAAAAAGGAGACAGAGAAACAGAAAAUCGAACGAAUGAAACGAGUCAAGGAGGGUGUAUUUGAAAACGCCCAGCCUUUAUGAGUUUUUUGACCUCAAAAAUACACGGCUUGUUAAAAAAAAUUGUGAGAGGUUGUCUAAUCAUCAGCAUUUUCUCUCCCUUCCUCUGCUUUUUUUCGAAAAUUAAAUUGCUUUGUUCUACGUUACCUAUUUUGAGUUUGAUUCACAAUUAGUGGAAAAAUUAGAAUGAACCGAACGAGAGUGACUCUGACGAAGAGAAUAAAAAAAAUGAAUAGGGCUUAGAAAUGCCAAAAGAUCUAUGUCGUGUUUAUUCUGAUUCCGCAACUAGCUGCGUAGCUGAAUAAAUGUUCAAAAUCUCACCUCAAAAUCGUUUCCUGAUGUAGGUACAAGUCCGGCCUUCGAAAGCUCGAGUGGCUCCAGCCAUUCAACGUCGACCAUUUCGCCUGCAACGAAAACUUCGAAAGGCUCCACGAUUUCCAAAGGAACCGAAAAUCCCACGGGAUCGCCUGCCUCCACCUCCGAAUCAGCCAGCUCCACAACGGGUCGGAAAGAAAAUAUUCUUUGAAGAAUACUCGAAAGUUUUCGACGAUAGAUAAAACCACAUUACCAACUUUUACUGAAGACGAAAUAUUUUUGAUUUUGAAAAAUGCUCCGUUUUUCCGAAUGAAAAUUAGGACGUCAAAUUUGAAGACCCGUUGAUUUAUGAAAGAAUAAGUUCUAUACUUCUCCAUUUUAUUUCCCUGCCCUUGCUUAACUACCUGUGUUGCAGGACAACCCGAAACUACAGGAACUACUACAACGGCUCAGUUGCCCAAUGUUACCGUCAACUACAUCAGUACGUAAUGCACAUCUGAAGACUCUGAAAUAAAAACUGCACAUAUUCAAACCAAUACCUUCUUUCAAGGCUUUGCGGUUCACUGUGACGUUGGCGACGGAGGAAAAUGCGUAUACCAAUACGACACUCCGAAGAACGAUGCCGGCUUCGUCGCGACGGAGCAAAGUCUUGUCAACGACGACAAGAUUCAGUAUAACCGAUUGAAUAAUGUUCUUGUUUUGGAAAAGCUUAAAUUUGGCAAUUUUUGCUAGAACGCGACGAAGAUACUCGGAAACGCCAAAAAAGCAAACGAUGACGCCGUGAAGAAACUACAAAAUCUCCAGGCACAACUCGCCGCUAUACAACUGUAAGUUCAAAGAAGAAUAUAAAGAACAACUUGAAAAUCGAACAAGGAAAGGAAUUUUCUUGAAAAGGGAAAGUUUGAAAUGGGAUUCUUCGUCAACAAAGUUUUGUCAUUCGACUAAGUUUCUGGUUUUUUUUUUCAUACUUUCUAUGGGCAUAUUACAGUAUAGCCCCCCCGUAUAUGUUGGAUAUCACCCCCCGCGACACGUUCGAACAAGCCCCCCACACUUAUCCAAUAUAGCCCCCCGGAACUAUCCAGUAUAACCCCCCACACCGAAAAAAAGUCACGCAACGAUCACGCAGGACACGUGUCAGAGCUUCCAUUUUUUAAUUUAUUUUCUAAUUUUUUCGUAUCAUUCGUCGUUCUUGGUUGUUUCAAAUGGUUUUUUUUUGUAUUUUCGCAUGUAAAUUCGUGUUCUUUUUGUGAAUUUAAUAAUUUUUGUGAUUUGUUUUUUAGACCAUGGAAGAAAUUAGGUCGCUGACCGAGUUUCAUGAGAAGUUCAAGUCAGACAAAGAAGUUUACGGGUACGUCUCGCCGAGAUACGUACGAAUAUCAUUAAAUUAUGGGCGCUGGCCACUUAGAAAAAUUUAAGAUGAACUUUAUUAGUUUUCAAUAAAGUAAUUGUUCUGAGGAAUAGAAUUUUUUGCUUUUUCUUUUCAUGCACAUUAAUUAAUAAAUUACUUAGGAAAAUAGGCUUAGUUUUAAGGCUUCACACGGAGGCGGAGCGCGCAUAGCGCGAAGCCGACUGUGGCUCGCUUCGAAAAAACUGAGCCACAGUGAACAAUUCGUCAAAUAAAUAAAAUACUUGACAUAGAGGGGGGUCAUUCUGAAAUAGAGGGGGGCCAUUCUGAAAUGGGAGGGGGCCAUUCUGAAAUGGAGGGGGCCAUUCUGAAAUGGGAGGGGGCUUGUUCGAAUGAGCUCUGGGGGACUAUUUCAAAGCCGUGCGGGGGGCAAAUAUGAAAGAUUGCCUAGGCAUUUCAGAAUCGCCCCCCGUUUUGUACUGUGGGGGGCCAUUCUAGAAUACAUAUUCACCCCCCGCGUUCGAUUCUUCCCCCCACAUGAAGUCCUCCUAUUUUACCCCCCACAGAUCGGAACUUGGCUUGGUGGGGGGCUUGUUGGAACGCGGGGGGCAAAAACAGUGUGGGGGGCGAUUCUGGAAUUUUCCCCUUUCUAUAAAUUGGUAAUUUUAAUUUUCAUCGAUGAAAAAAGGACGUACAGUAAAAAUGAAUUGUAAAAAUAAGGCUUUUAAAAGAUCCUCCGGCUUCUACAGAGUGUCCUCUUUCGAUUGAAAAAGUCUGAACAACAAAAGAGAUUUGUAUCGAGGUUAAUUCUUUUGACAUACUCUUGACCUAUAUGUAUAUUCAAACGAAAUACCGUCCAAAGAGCUCAUAAUUGAGUUUUCGACCAUUUAUUUCUCAUAUUACAGAGAACUGGACGCCCUUUCGGCCACGAUGAACAACAUCACGGCCUUGCAGUCGACCACCGGGGGAUUCAUCUCGCAGGCGAACAGCUACUUCGACAGCAUCCGCAAGAACCAAGUCAACUCCUGCUACUACAUGUCUUGUCUCAAACGUUAGCUAUCCCUCCACCCUCAGAUAAAGACCCAUCUGUUUCAGCCACGCCACCGCCGCCACCACGUAAGGAGAAGUCUUUUUCUUCAGAAAAGUCCAACAGGAGCGAAAAGAUUGACUCUAAUUCUGCUCCAUGCGUCUUUAUAAUCUGUUUGAAGUAUUUUUUAAGUAGUGGAAAACAAAGCCAAUCGUAGGAAAUAGUAGCAAGAGAAGAUGAUCAAAUUUACAACCUUUCUAAUUUUUUCCAAAGUUUCCAUACCAGGGCUGUACGAAGAAAUUUCAGAAAAAAUGUCGACUUAUGCAUAAAGUAACCAUAAAAGACCAAAACAAGGCCUACGGGUAUCUGCCGCAGAUAAAAGGUAAAAAUUUUAGCGGCGACGACACCGACUCCGCCGCCGACCACGUCGAGUCCUUGUGCCAACUUUUGUCCUGUGAACACUACGUGCUCGGUGGAUUCCAGCAUGAAGCCCUUCUGCUCGCCGUGUGAAGGAAACCUCAACGGUUACCAGAGCUGCGAAAUGAGUGGGACCGCUGACCGUAGGCCUCAUCGCAUAAAUACUUCCAGGCAUCUGCACGAACGGCGCCAUCUUCACGGACGGAACUGAUGCGCCGUUCGUUUCCCCAGGCUUCUACUACGCGAACAAAAGCGUUACGGUCGGGGUGCCAACGUCUAAAACUUGUACCUGGACUGUGAAUCCGAACGCAACUGGAUUAGGCUAUGCAGUUUUUCUAACAUUGUCCAAUUCCAAAUCCCAACAAUCAUUUCAGGUGAACAAUGUAACUGUAACGUCCCUUGAUCCUUCAGUGUCACUCUCGAUCACGUACGGCUCCACCACGCAAAAGUGAAUUACACAUUGGUAGCUCACCUUUGAAACUAUUCAGGAUCACAAACGCGACUGUUUCGGAAAGACUUUUGGGUCUUAUUUUCGGCAGACCCAACACGGCGUUUACUGUGACCAUGACGACUACAAGCUCGACACCGAAUAGUACCUUCUUCUAUUGGUUGCUCACGCCGAAAACAGCAGCUACCGAGGAAAUCGAACCUUCAGCGUACCUGUAUCAACUUUAUGGAAUUUAA